This is a messenger RNA of Porites evermanni, 1479 nucleotides long. The record is from the annotation of a GenBank genome assembly. Lineage: Eukaryota; Metazoa; Cnidaria; Anthozoa; Scleractinia; Poritidae.
AUGAGCCAGGGGUGCCAGGGACGCGGGAAAGGGGGUGUUAGGGGCGCGGGAGAAUUCAACCGAUGGGUUCCACUUACCGGAUCGUCGUCGGGAGGACCGGAAGACGGUGGCAGCGGUGGAUCCAUAACCUGUAAGUAAACCCCAUGGUAAGAAUGAGCGUGAGGGGGACACGGGGGCGAGGGGACAUUCAAACCAUUAACUCCACUUACCCGACAACUGCCAACACAAGCGUCGAAAACGUGCCAGACCCAACUCUUGUUGACAGUGAGGGCACGUGGGUGUAGGACGGGACGGAGUGACGGCCAAGGAGGCGUACAAACAGGCUUUAUGGACCAGCACGCGGCAACAGGGCGUACGGAUGACGGCUCGGACCAGUUCCCUCGCACACAGAAGACACCAAUCCAAAGUAAAAGGCCACACCAUAACAAAGACAUUCCUAGGAACAAAUUGGUUUGAGUCGACUGGGUGAGAGAGUUCUUUUUAUGGUGUGUGAGGAGGGGGUCUCAUUUCACCAGACCCCCCUCUAAAAAAGCCCCCAAAAGAGGGGGGAUACCCCCCCAUCCCCCCCUCUUUUGGGGUGGGCCGAGAGAGCCCGGGACCCAGGCCAGAGAGGGUGAUAUAUAGAGCAGGGGGAUGCCCGGCUCAUGUCACUGCAAACCGGUCGGUGAAUGGCCGCUUCCUUUUGUACCAUCUGAUUCAUCGUCCUGGUUUGUUGCUCAUGUUUGGUUCCUGUUCCUAAGACACCGCAAAGGCUAACUCCCAUGGCGUCCCACUUGAAGAUCGAAGGCAACGAGGCCAAAUGUUUUUGUUCUGUCCACCAAGGGGCCAACAUUGCAAAAGGUACGUUGGAGAGAGUGGUUCACCCUUACCCUCUACGCCAUGCUCACACCUGGCCGCGAUCCCCUUGUCAUUGCGUGUGGUUAUUGUGCAGGGUCUUUAUGCUGGUACAGUGGACUCCAGUCAACGUUCACACUUUCUUGACCAAGCGAGAGCGUGGAGGUCCUCACCCCGUGUUGGACCAUGCCGAGUGUUACAACCACAACGGGUGGGUGUGUGAUUGUCAUUAUUAUGGGGUAGGCAAACCGGCAACGCCCGACUCGGGCUGAACUGUGUUAUUUUUUUGUUUACAGACGGCGUACGCAUCGAGAGUGAGAGUUUGGAGCAGUGCGAAUGGAUGUACGGUAUGUUUUCGCACCACUGUUUACCCAACCCCUCGUGGCACUUUACCCUGAUGAAAAAGGAACUGCUGGCGCUCCUCCGAUGUCUGACGACGGGCAAUUCCAACAAGAUCAGCAAGCGGUUGUUGGGCAUUUUUUCUUACCUCACGAAAUACAAUAUGGAAACCAAGACCCUCCCGCCCCCGGAACCCAUCGAAUUACGGGCCAUGAUUUGUUGCGGGUUGACGAAGGAGAUGCUACCUUUACCGACAGCGAUCAAGAUCCACCCUUCCUUCGAUUUCUUGAAAAUCUUGUUAGCUGA